Molecule: messenger RNA, 1779 nt
Organism: Aphanomyces invadans
Lineage: Eukaryota; Oomycota; Saprolegniomycetes; Saprolegniales; Verrucalvaceae
Exons: 2
Coding region: 492-1310 (272 amino acids)
Biological process (GO): mRNA processing
Cellular component (GO): THO complex part of transcription export complex
Source: RefSeq, a predicted model, not a curated record
UGGGUACAGCAUCGACGAUCUAGAAGGGGCGAGAACGACGACACCAGAUAUACGUCGACCAGUGGAGCUGCAAGCGCCGCACGCGGUGGGUAGCGCCUCGUGUCGUGCAUGCGCGACAUGUCGGAUGGGCAUCCAGAAGAUUGCGCAAUGCACGCGGCAUUGUCCAUCGUGAUCAACCCGUUCGUUCGUGAGGGCGUUUGGACGAAUGCGCCCAGCAUGCGCUGUGAUCGCGACAUGUGCCACCGAUCGAGCUCUUCUUAAUAUUCCAGUCCUUUAGCAGUCGUGCGCAAACGAUGCUUGAGGCUGUCGUGAUGGUUGACAUGGUGCUGGUGCAAGAUGCACAGCAGCAAGUAUAGGUCGUCGUCAAUAGGAGCACUGGUGGGAUUCAUUUUAUUACUUGUAGAAUGUAUGCAGAUUUUUGAAUUUUAUUUUACGCAGCAUCUUGCACGAGUUGCCACACGAUCCGAUCGCCACCGCGGCCCAAGAGUACCAUGGACAUCGAUGAUGAAGUGAUUCGACAACGCCUCUUCACCCGAACUACCAUGGUGGGGAAGUCCAUGAUGAAGCGGACGGCGGACUGCCUCUUCUCGUUCCUCGAUAGCACGGGGCAGCUCGACCGAUACAACGAUGAGUUUCUCGCGAACCCUCUUCCAAAGAAGUCCAAGCUGUCGUCCUUGGGGAAGAAACGAGCGCAAGAAGAAAUGGACAACUUUCUGUGGGAACUCGAGAUGCUGCAAGUCGAAGCCCAGCGCACCAAGCUCCUCGUAUUCACAUGCGAGCGGGAACUCGAGGCGUAUGCGGCGCUCCACGGUGAAAUCGACAAGUCCAUUGUGGCUGCUACAGCCGAAAUCGACCGACUCAAGGGUGUCGUUGCCAACGAGAAGAUCAUCCGAUCGUACAAGGAAGCAUACGAAGUUGCUGCCCGCGUCGUGAACGAAUUCGCUUCUCCGCAGCAGAGCGCAGAGGUCGUCGAAGGUCUCGAGGACCAGCUGAAAUCCUCCAAGGAAGCUCUACAAUCCGUCACAGAUCGAAUUGACGUCAAGUCCAAGGAACUCAUGUUGCUACUUCGCGCCAUUCGCGACCUCCACAGCGACAAUCACGAGAUUCCCGACGAAGGCACCAACGACGCCGCAGAGCACGACGACACCGAGCAUGACGGCGAGUACGAGAGCAAGCACACAGAUGAGCACCAGGAAAAGCGGGCCGCAGCCGAGGCAUCUCCGACGGAAGGUGACGACGGUGACGACGCUCCCAAGGACUCUUCGACCAAGUCUCAUCGACACCACCACCAUCCAGACAAUUCGUCUUAAUGCUCUUUCUCUACAACUUUGCAAAUGUCUUCGUACUCGACUGCCGACAGCAUUCGUCCCCUACACAGGUCAUGGCUGAGUCAUCCCCGUGUGGAGUUGCGUCGGGGUGCCUACUUCUUCGAACCGGACGUGAUCUGCACGGCGGCGGAGUACGCACCUUCAUCGAUCGAGAGCAGCGUGGCGAGCGCUCCACGACCGAGACCAUUGACGAUGCGCACAGUGCCCCCGACGACGGGAAUCACCGUCUCAAGGUCGUCCUACGUUGCCGCCAUCAUGAUCCACACAUUUUUUUCAUGCCAUGCCGCACCUGAUCGACCCGAAGAACGUCCCGUGUCUCGAGCAUGCGAACUUCCGCCACGUAUUUGUCAAGGACUCGAAGAACGACCCCCUUUUGCUUAUAGUACGCGCCAUCGCCGACUUGUUUGUCCAUAACCUUUACAAUGAGCCCUUGAUCGAUCCAGUAGUCGAG